AGAAUUAUUAGUUCUAAACUCUUUAAUCUAUGAAAAUUUAGUAACAUAAAUCCAUUUAUAUCCUAAUAGCUAAUCUAGGGCUUGAUAAAUUUUCUUUUAACAAUGGUUUGAGUUUAAAGAUAGACUAAAUAUUUUUAUGACCAAAUAUUUGCCAAAUGCUAGAAAUCAUGCGCGAAAAGUUAUAGCAGCCUCAACGGAUGGAAAAAUCGAUAAGUACUAACAGAGCACUUAAUGCACUUCCGUGUUGAUUAUUAUGGACGACGAACAUUAUGGAAACGUUUAUAAUGCGCUAUUAAAAACAUUCCGAAUUUAACAGAACAUAGGAUAGCUACGACGCACAAAGGUUGGCAACUUAUAUUCAACAAGGUGCUUACCAGCGGGAUAUACCCUGUCUCCCUUGUAACUCUUGUUUGAAAAAUGCAUUCAGUAGGCAUACACUCUGCAAUGGCUAUUAAGCGGCAAAGAAAACGGCGAGAUGAACAAAAAAGAGCACGAGAAAGGCGCUACAGCACACAAAGCUCUGAGAGUGGCGAAACAUUUCAUUCUCCAACAGGAUCUGUGAGACGCAAAUAUCACCAUCCCCAUCACGCGGCUAAUUCUGGUAGAGGAAUGCUUGACAGCCAGGUUGUUACAAGUAUUGGAAUGUUGCACAUUGGUAUUGUGUUCGUUGUGUUUGGAGUUUUCUUAUGCGGGGCUGGUAUUAUUCCAGAUGAAACUAUGUCCUGGAAUGUAUUUAGUUCUAGCUCAGCCUGGUGGAAUGAAGUUACUUGCACCGGCUUAUUUUCCCUUGCAUUGGGUUUAUUUUUACUAAUUUUAAACUGUCUUAUAAGUCGGAAAGAGGAGGAGGACCUUGAGGACUACGUGCAGCGUCAGCUGACUAGAUCUCGUUCAGGACACCGCCUUGAGCGAGAUGUUGAAACCGGUGUGUUAACCACGCGUCAUGCUCGUAAGGCUGUUGCCUUAAAAAAAAACGGACGUAACAGCCAUCCAGCAGAUGUAGCCAUCGUAAAUUGCGGCCCUACCGAAACUAUUUGCAAUGGACCGAUAGUUGGACGUAAUGGUUUCAACAGCUCUGGUGAUGUUAUUCUCGAAAAAAUUGUGGAGGAAGACACCCCUUAUUUAAAUGACCGCAGUUCUGGAAUAUCUCCGAUCGAAAUAGAAAAUGAUACAAAACGGCUGUUAAGGAGGGAAUCUAUAAACGAUUCAAUCAAUAUAACACAAAUAUAAAAUAUUAUAUUUUAAAUAUAAUGUAAUAUUUGUUGUUUUUUAUAUCUGCGUAGCUUUAAAAAGAAUAUAUAAUUAGCAGCAACAUAUUUUCAAAAUCAUAUUACAUUCUUACUGUUACAUUUUAAGCGAUAAAAUAAUGUUGAAAACUGCGUAAUUUUUUCGAGAAAAAUGUACGUAUAUGUAAGCGGCAUUAAUUAGCUAAGCAAAGGUUUAAUUUGUUAUAUCACGAAAAGUAACUUUAAUGAAAACUCGGAACAAUCGUGCGCAUUGUCAAAUACCUUUUAUGCCCUAAACCAGAAAAUGGAAAAUAAUACCUAAUAAUAAUUAUUUAAGAAAAAUACUCAUUUAAGGAAUCCCCUUUUUGACUGAUACGUAUCCUUUGGGGCUUACAUUUUACAUUCUAUUAUAUACUAUUGUAUACUUACUUUUUAAAAAACAUAAAAAUAAUAAUUCUUAAUACACUGCUCUAAAUUAUUUUUAUUAAAUUUUGCUUAUAAAAUAAAUUGUUUAUUUAAUAAUA
Molecule: messenger RNA, 1747 nt
Organism: Drosophila rhopaloa
Lineage: Eukaryota; Metazoa; Arthropoda; Insecta; Diptera; Drosophilidae
Exons: 7
Coding region: 418-1227 (269 amino acids)
Source: RefSeq, a predicted model, not a curated record